This is a messenger RNA of Mya arenaria, 3438 nucleotides long. RefSeq lists its product as uncharacterized. NCBI's taxonomy places the organism in Eukaryota, Metazoa, Mollusca, Bivalvia, Myida, Myidae. Bases 1104 to 2327 code for a protein of 407 amino acids. The record is from RefSeq and is a predicted model, not a curated record. Gene Ontology annotation, biological process: peptidoglycan catabolic process. Gene Ontology annotation, molecular function: zinc ion binding; N-acetylmuramoyl-L-alanine amidase activity. The transcript has 3 exons.
UGAAUUCCGGAAGAGUGUGUUGGUAGGAUUCGUUACAUCAAUAAAACUGUACACACUUGACGAACUAUCUGACAUGUAUUUAAAGUGUUUCGUUUUCAGAAUAAUUAUAAAUUGUAUUGCCGCGCUAUCAAUUGCUGAUCAUAUUAACUGUACAAAGUUUUAAGAAUCGAUCGUAAGGCGAGGCCAUACUGAGCCACGGUUCAUCGCCGUUUAAUUAAUGGCGAAUAUUAAGGACAUAAGAAUCAAUGAGGACUUUAAUAAGAACUACGUGAGAUGCCAUGUGGCUCUGAGUAAGACCGUGGAAGCACUGCAGCCUUACACGGAGGACGUCCUGAGGAAGCUUCACGGGGAUAUCCAGCGAAGGCUUCAAUCACAAGCCCUGCCAGCCUGCCCCAGCCAGUGUAGUCAGUUGUACGGCAAGGGGAAAUAUGCUGUAAACAGGCAAGUCAAUGUUUAUGCUCAAUAUGUACAAAUGCGCUUAAUACAACUUUAUAUGAUAAUAUGGUGAGUAUGAGAUUUAAAUUAUCUACACCAGAAGUGAGACUGAAGGCUAAAAAAAGAACAUGUACACUAUUUUGCUGUUGUUUACAUUAUAUUACAUGUAUAUAAGUUCCAUCAUUAUCAGGCAUAAUACAUGUACAUAUCUUUUUUCUACAUGUUUAGAUGUGUUGAAGAGCCGAGCAAUACACUUGUGCCCCUUAUGUUAAAGAAUGUUUGAGUUUUUUAUAUUUUGAGUUUUUCCGGAAGUAAGUUUAAGUCCCUAGUUAAGUAUUUCCUCAAUAUCGUAAUGUCUUCGUAGGGCCCUACUCAUAGUGUCGAGGAUGUAAGCGUGUUUUAAACCCGUCUGAUUAUACAUGUUAAUUCUUUCGUGAAAUUUGCGAGUCAAAUUUCUCUAAUGAUAUCAACGUACGUUUUAACGUUGCAAAAAAACUUUCAGAAGCUGAAACAUUUAGCCUUUCCCAUUCUUUUUUUAUAUUGUGUGUACAUAGGUCACGUAAUAUGUGAGAUCACGUGUCCACAGGUGGUGCCAGACGUGUAAGAAAUGGAGGUUGGAGUUGGAAAAAGAACUUCUCCCAAACAAUGGACAGGGUGCUUGGCACAAAAUGGAAUCAUGGGAUUGGCCCAACCACUACAAAAAGAUUGCCCAGGUCUACAUUCAGCCCGGCUUGGAUGUUACGAACAUCCGUUUCCAGGAUAUAUCCACCAUGUUCAGCAUAUGGACACGAUGUUUGGCCUUCCCAAGAACAAUCGUGAAUUUAUUAGAUGUACUAAAACGACAGAGAAACGCUAUUGCUCAUGAAAGUUUACUGAUCACAAAUGCUACGAAAACUUUACACUUCCAAACAAUCAGAAACGUCAUCAGUAUUCCAACUAUACGGGCUACAAUUCCUAAUUAUCAGGAUGUGUGGCAAAUGAUGAAUGACCUUGAGCAUGGUCAACACCAUAAUUUCAGUGAUGACAUUAAUAAAGUACGGAAGGAAAUUGAAGAUACCCGCAAUGGUUCGAAGGGCCAAAUAGAAAAUUUUAAACAGGAAGUUUUAGACCAGCAUGAUGAUAUAGUUGAAAUUAGUUCGCAAUUGUCGUCCGAGUCCAGAUGUACUCGUAACUUGAUUACUUUGAUCGUGCUGGCCUUUGGUCUGGGUAUACUGACAAUCCUUAUGCAGUUUAUGCAUUCAGACAUGGCAUCCCUGUUUUCCUGGUACCAUGGCGAGGAAAUACCAACAACGAGUGUGCUAAUUGCCCAACAGUCGGAACAUGGAGACAUGCAAAGGGUCGAUCCGGUUAUCUACUGUGACAACGUUACCAUGGUGACACGGGAAAACUGGGGUGCACGGCCACCUAAAAAGGUCGAAAGAAUGGAGACCCCGGUCAGCUUUGUCUUCAUCCAUCAUGCAGCCUCCGGCGAAUGUUUUACGCAGAACAGAUGCGCGAGGGAGGCGAGAAUGCUUCAAAACUACCAUAUGGACAACCGAAGUUGGGAUGACAUUGGGUAUAGUUUCAUGGUCGGCGAAGAUGGUAAUGUGUACGAGAGUCGGGCCUGGGACCGGGUAGGCGCGCACACACUAGGUUGGAACAAUGUGUCCAUUUCAAUCUGUUUCAUGGGGGACUACAGCGACAAACUCCCGACACCAGAGGCGUUAAUGGCAGCACAGGCUUUGAUCAAGUGUGGAGUAGACCUAGGAAAGGUGACUUCAGGCUAUAAACUAUGUGGCCAUAGGGAUGUCAGAGGAACGGAAGGGCCAGGAGAGAUGCUUUACCGAGAAAUACAGACCUGGGGUCAUUAUGACUGUUAUAAGCCAGUCAAACCAAGCCAUAUACAGUACUAAUCAGCUUGUACUCGAAGCGAAGUCUAGCAAAAGGUCGCUUCGGAAUCAGCGGAACACUUUUGAUAAUCGAAUGAAAAAAAAAUUCUGGAUUUCUUCAUAAUCAUGCCGAAAGUCAAUCGUAACAACUCGGCCAUCUCCGGCAAGCUUCGCGACAAUGCUGUUUGAUACUGGCCGAGGUGUUCCGAUUGGCCGAAAGUGUCUUGCUAUGUUAUACUUAGAUACAUAGUUUUGUUUUCAGUGUUCUCAAGGGAAUGGGGUGAUGAUCAAACAAUAGUUUCGAGAAAUAGUAUUUGUUAUUGGGGUGGAAUGAUUUGUUAUUGGGGUGGAAUGAUUUGUUAAAGGCAACUGUUGAAGCAUUUUCACAUUUCUUAAAUAUUAAAAAUAAAAGAUGUAUCAGUGGGUGUUGACUUUUAUGACAAUCUGAUUAAAAUCAUAUCCGCAAUACCCUCUACAUGAGAAUCUGAGAACGACCCGUAGACCUUUUUAAAACGCAAAUAAAACGUUGAAAAGGCAAGCGUAGAAGUGAAAUGUGUCUGAUAUUAUUUCUAUUUCAGUUAUGUUUCAUAAAAAAAUCAUAAAAACUAAACUUUUGCCGAUCAAUAAGUAUCAAAUCUAGCUAGGUUAUUGUAACAGAUGUCUUGUUCAACUGAGCUAGUAAGAGAGCUGUUUUAGUGUUCCAGCCAUUAUUGGUUUGAACCAACAACGUGGACAACAUGCUCCACCCUGUCGCAGGCUCACUUUCAUAGUUAUCGCAACCAUAUCUGCCAUGGCUGUCAUGGUUUCAAAUAUCUAUAUGCAUGUGUGGACUGAUUUUUGUUUUUGUUGUUGUUUAUAAUGCCAUGUUUAAACAUUUAGCUACUGUACUCUAUUUGUAUUUUUUCAGUAAAGUUAUUUGAUCUUCAUUCGUUUCUAAACUUCUUUAAUGUACUGAUGAUACUGAUGGUGGUGUGAGGUUGUUGUUAAGAUUUGCAAUCGGCCGAGCUGUUUAUAUAAAGUGGCGGAAAUUUCCAACCUGUACUUAGUGGCCACCUGCCUUAAGCAGCCACUUUGACCUUUUCCCAAGGGUGGCCACUUAAUAUAGGUUUGACUGUAAUAAAUUAUUCUGAAACCA